AUGGGGAGCGGCGGGAGCCGCCGGGGCCCCGCCGUCACGGAGGCGUCCGCGGUGGGCCAGCGGCUGAGCGGCAGCGGUGCGUCGGGCGGCCCCGCUCCCCACAGCCCACCUCAGCCGCCGGGGCCGCGGCCGUGCUUGAAGCCUCACGGCACAGCCGGGGCCCCGGCGCGCUGGCCAGCGGGCUGCGGACCUCGCCGGGGAACGAGGGCUCAGUCCUCUGAUUCCCCACCGCCCUUUCCCGUCGCCGCGAAGCCCGAGGUUAAGUGCAGCGGAGAACAGGAAUUGAAAGCAACGCUGAAGGAGCUGGUCGUCUACGUCGUUUUCCUGACAGACCUCUGUAUACUGACGUUUGGUAUGGUGAGCACAAACAUGUACUACCUGAACAAGGUCAUGUCUCAUCUCUUCCUGGAGCCCUCUGCCGAGGACAACACGAGUGGAUUCAGGAGUAUUGGGAGCAGAGCUGAUUUCUGGAGGUUUGCAGAGGGACCACUUUUGGAGGGACUGUACUGGGACAAAUGGUAUAACAACACAACGUUAACCCUCGAGAACAACAGCAGCCAUAUUUACUAUGAGAAUUUGCUGUUGGGAGUAGCCCGGAUUCGCCAGCUGAAAGUACGCAACAACACUUGCUCCAUCUACCCAUAUUUCCAUAGUUUUUUAGAAGACUGUUACAGUGAAUAUCAUUAUCAAGCAGAAGACAGGUCUGACUUUGGUCCAAGGAACAGAUCUGAAUGGAAAUACACCUCAGCCUCCUCAGUAUCCCCAUGGUACUGGGGAUCUACCGGCUUGUACAGCAGCGGCGGCUAUAUGUUCACCUUACCUAAACUGAAGCAGGAGAGCAGGGAGAAGUUGGUGUUUCUCAGGCAGAACAGCUGGCUCACUAGAGGAACCAGGGUUGUAUUUAUCGACUUCUCAACGUAUAAUGCUAACAUAAACCUCUUCUGUGUAAUCAAGUUGGUGGUAGAAUUCCCUGCUACUGGGGGUGCUCUCACUUCCUCACAUAUCUACUCUGUGAAGCUCCUCAGAUACAUCACAUAUUAUGAUUACUUCUUGGCUUGUUGUGAAAUCAUCUUUUGCCUCUUUAUCAUUACAUUCAUGAUCCAGGAAGCUACAAAAAUAAUAAAACUGAAAAAGAAAUAUUUCAGAAGUGCCUGGAACUGGCUGGACUUGCUGCUGCUGCUGGUAUCCAUCCUUGCCAUUGCCUUCAACAUCUACCGCACUGUCAAAGUGUCUCUGCUAAUGGAAGAGCUGCUGUAUGAUGCCCACAUGUAUCCAGACUUCUAUUUCCUUGCAUUCUGGCAAGUCCUUUACAAUGAUAUGAUUGCUGUCAACAUCUUCUUUGCUUGGAUAAAGAUAUUUAAGUAUAUAAGCUUGAACAAAACCAUGACACAGCUGUCCUCUACUCUAUCUCGCUGCGCCAAAGACAUCAUUGGAUUUGGCAUCAUGUUCUUCAUCAUUUUCUUUGCCUUUGCCCAGUUAGGCUAUCUGGUCUUUGGGUCGCAAGUUGAAGAGUUUUCCACUUUCCAAAACUGCAUCUUUACACAGUUUCGUAUUGUGCUGGGAGAUUUUGAUUUUAAAGCCAUAGAUGCGGCAAACAGAAUCAUUGGACCUCUUUACUUCAUCACGUUUGUAUUCUGUGUGUUCUUCAUCUUGCUGAAUAUGUUUUUGGCUAUUAUCAACGACACCUAUUCAGAAGUCAAAGCAGACUUUGAAAAGAUACCCAGUCAUGAACUUCAGAUCAGAGAUCUCUUUAGACAGAGUUACAAUAAAGCCCUUGUCAAGCUCAAGCUGAAGAAACCAGCAACGGAUGCCAAGCACGAAAGAUGUAUGAGCCAGUUGAAGGCAUCAGUGCUACAGGAAGGGAAAGAAAGACUUGAUCAACAGCAUCUGUCUACAGAGUAUAUGGCCUCAGCCACAGCCCAGAGCUACGUCUCCACUGCAGAAUUUUAUAAGCUUUUCAAGUAUACAGUUGAGUUGAGAAGGGAAUUAAAUAACAUUAGUGAAAGACUCGACGCACUUAGUACAACCACGUUGAGUAUUACAGACAAGAGAGCACAGCGAAAAACUUGA
This is a messenger RNA of Colius striatus (speckled mousebird), 2070 nucleotides long. RefSeq names its product polycystin 2 like 2, transient receptor potential cation channel (gene PKD2L2). Gene Ontology annotation, biological process: detection of mechanical stimulus. Gene Ontology annotation, molecular function: calcium ion binding; calcium channel activity. NCBI's taxonomy places the organism in Eukaryota, Metazoa, Chordata, Aves, Coliiformes, Coliidae. The transcript has 13 exons. Gene Ontology annotation, cellular component: membrane. The record is from RefSeq and is a predicted model, not a curated record. The coding region runs from base 1 to 2070 and encodes 689 amino acids.